Tripterygium wilfordii is the source of this 1214-nucleotide messenger RNA. RefSeq lists its product as uncharacterized. The record is from RefSeq and is a predicted model, not a curated record. Bases 55 to 804 code for a protein of 249 amino acids. The transcript is spliced from 3 exons. Lineage: Eukaryota; Viridiplantae; Streptophyta; Magnoliopsida; Celastrales; Celastraceae.
ACUAGUUUACCCAUUUCUUCAAGCACGCAACAUUGGACUGUCACUCUCUCUAUCAUGACGCUCCAUCUAUGCUUGCAUCUGAACUUCGUCGUCCAUCACUGCUCUCCAGUUGAGUUGCGAGUCCGACCUAGUUUAGUCCACAACACGACUAGGAAAGGGAAGGGAAUUGUAGUGGAUGCUGAUUUUGAUUUGAUAAAAUGGGACAUUGUGAAUACAAAAAUGUUUCUGGAUAUGCUAUCAAAGUGGAAGAAGAAAAACAUGGGUAUGUUAAAGUGGGAUAAAAUUGCUGAUGAGUUCAAGAAAGUUAGUGGUUACACCUGCACAGCACAAAAAUUGAAAUCCAAGCAUGACAAUUUGAAACAAAAUUGGCAACUAUUCAAUAGGCUCAUGACUGUAGAGACUGGAUUGGGUUUCAAUUUUGAGACAGGCAAGGUGGAGGCAACCGAUGACUGGUGGACUGCUAGAAUACAGGAGAAUCCGAACGUCAAAAAGUUCUGCAAUAACGGAUUGCCAUUGCGUCAAGAGCAAGCUAAGCUGUGGGGUGGCAACACUGCCACUGGAGAUGAUUGUAUUUCUCCAGCUAUAGCUAAUGAAUCUGGAUGUGGGUCUACAUUUGAUGAUGAUUGUUAUACCCCACAGCCUGUGCAAGCAGAUUUAGAGAACAUACCUGAAGAGAUAUCAACUGGUACAUCUCCUGUGAAAGCAAGGACACCAUAUCAACAUUCUACUUCUAUCGGAAAAGGCCGGAAGAGGAAGAAGGUUGUUGAAGAGAUUAAUGACCUGAAUUUAAAAAAUUGUGUCUAGAUUUGAAGGUGACAAGUGCAGCUGAGCGUGAGUAUUUAUGUGCCAAGAAAUUGUACUAUGAUAAGAAGAACAUGGAACAUGAUGUGCAGCUUGUGGACAAAACUUAUUAACAAGCUGUGAAGGCUUUGGUGGAUUUAAACAUCGAGGAAUCACAUCCCAAUGUUUUCUUCUAUAGUGCUGAUUUGUUCAGCUAUAGUAAUCAUAGGCAGGUGUUCUUGGCUCUACCCCAAAGUGCUAGAUUUGGUUUUCUAGAGAGGCUUUAUGUGAAGAAUGGUGGGAAUGCAGGCUCUAGCUAAGUUCAACAUGUUUGUUGGAUAUUUGGGUUAUUUUGGUGUUUGUUAUGUUAUUGGUCUGUUAUCAAAUUUUAUGGAUAUUCAACUUUUAUGAAUAUGUUAUUGGUUUGUUAUCAA